UCACGUGAUCUCAGGUAAAGCUUACAAUGUACAGUGAGAGAGUGUGAGACAUUUAACGAUUGCGAACCAUUGCACUGCGCACCGAGGUCGAAAGCAGCCAUUUUGUCCUCGGUCAACGCUCGUAGCUAGAAGCGUCGCAUUCAACGAGAUUUUUUAGCACCUCACUGCACGCGUCGCAUUAUAUGGAGAUAAGAUUGUCGUGAGAGGGAAAAUACAAAAUGGCUUCGAAACGAACCCAGCUGAUAACUGCCGUGGCUUUCCUUAUCUUGUGUCAAGUGUGGACUGGUGGCCUGUCUCAGACCCAGAACCCGGCUUCACUGACCCUCCUGACAUGGUCAGUUAAGAACGCCUCCGUCCAUCGGCUGGCCACAGCGAUCGGUGACCCCUCCGUGUGGAGCGCAGGCGGGUCGACCCCGCUCAUUAUGACGAUCAACCUUCCGGAGAACGGUUUUGUUACUCAUUUCAGCUUCGACUACGUGGACGAGAAGGGAUUCUACGUGGACAUCGGUGGCUACGACAUCGGCAGACAUGUCGGCCAUAUUCCGAUCACUCAGGCGAACCUCAUGAAUCCAGAUUUAUUAAGUGCCCCUCUUGUGGACUAUAUAGGUAUGUCCGAAGACGUGGGCGGCUUAGCUGUGGACUGGAUAGCCAACAACGUCUACUGGACCGACUCUGUCUAUAACUGGAUAGCAAUGGCUCCUAUGGCCAAACCGUCCGAAGAAGUCCACGGAAGUAACAAAACGGCUGUGGUGAUUUCAAAUAAUUCGCCACGGGAAUUCGGAGGAAUUGCGGUCUACCCUCAGAAAGGGUACAUGUACUGGGCCUCAUACAACUCCAGCGGGACGAUAGAGCGAGCUACGUUGUCUGGGGCGGAGCGUAUCACGCUGGCCAAAUUUAACAUCACGAAGCCUCGAGGGCUAACGUUGGAUUACGCCACGGAGCAGCUGUACUGGGUUGACGCCGCCCGGGGGACGGUGGAAGCCAUGAAGAUCGACGGAAGCGCAAGACGCACCGUGUAUAGUGAGCCUGGCUCGAAGCUGUAUGACAUCGCCGCUUACAAGCAAUUUCUCUAUGUCACGGACCAGAACUCCAACGUCACCAUAGUUCUGAGAAACGAUUCAGUUAACCCAAGUGCUUACGUCAUGAAGUUGAACACCUCCGUCACGCCCUACGCCAUUGGAGUGUACGCCCCGGAUGUCCAACAGGCAGGAACUUCGAGCUGCCCCCAAAGAGGUUGUGAUCACAUGUGUGUCUCCCAGCCCAUGGGCGCCACCAGGUGUCUCUGUGCAGUCGGCUGGACGCAAAAUGGCACCAGCUGUACCGCAAACUCGACCAUAAUUAAACCCAAUUUCUUCUACUCUGGAGGGAGCUACAUACAGACGUAUCCAUUCAAUUUUGCGGACCGUUUACCGGCCGAUAUCUCCUACCACAGCCAGAAUGACAUCAUACAGGGAAGCAUAUUCUCUUACCAUAACUUCCAAGCUCUCGGAUUAGAUGUGAAGGGAAGCAAGCUUUUCCUUGGGGACACGUCGUACCGGUCCAUUUACACCCUCAAUCUGAUCAGACCUGAGUCUGACCUCAUCCAAAUAAUCGCUGGAGUGAAUGGGGUCGGAGGUCUGGCAAUCGACUGGCUCAACUCUCACAUCUACUGGACGGAGAAAGUUUACAAAACUCUACAGGUUGCCAAACUUGACGGUGGGCGGCAGACGAUAUUAAAGACUAAUCUCUCCUCUCCUGGUUCCGUUGUUGUUGAUCCCUUGAGAGGUCUAAUGUACUGGGUAGAGACCUACGAUCUAACGUACAGCACCAUCUGGAAGGCAAACAUGGACGGUAGCGGCCAAAGUGUCUUUUAUAAUACUUCACUGGGCAGGGUGAAUGAUAUCCAUUUCGAUUUCUCGGAUCAAAGAAUGUAUUGGACAGAUGGUACUACAGAUACGAUCAUGUCGGCGGAUGUGAACGGAAACAAUGUAACACUUAUCUAUAACACCACAAGGAAGGAAUUAUUCGGGGUGACCACAUUUAAGAACUACGUGAUCUUCAAUGACAGAUACAGUGGUGCAAUGGGCAUCCACGCCGUGACCAAGACUGGACAAACUUUGGUGAAGGGAAUUGUGAGAAGCGGAUCUUAUCAUGACGCUCUUGACGUCAUCACCUAUGACGACAGCGUGCAGCCACCUAGCGGCAAUGUUAGAUUACCAUGUAGCUUGGCUAAUGGCGGCUGUGACCAUCUGUGCUUGCCGACACCUAUCCUCGGUUUCAAGUGCGCAUGCUCUGUGGGUUUUAGCCUUACCGGAUCAACAUCUUGUACAACAACCUUGUUACAAGACAAUUUUGUCUUGCUGACCGACCCAGGAAGAAAGGAAAUUUUUCAGAUCGCAUUGGAUGGGUCUUCUUACAACGCAGUCAAACUGGGAUCAGAUCACGACUACCCGAGGGCUGUGAUAUUUGAUUCCGCCGAAAGCAAGAUCCUUUGGAUGGAUACAGACGUCAUAAAGAGUGUGGGGCUAGACGGAUCAGCUGAAGAAACUCUGUACGAAUUCCCGCAAGCGGCCAUUUUACAGCGUAUGGCCCUCGAUGUAUCCAACAGACUGUUGUUCGUCACUGACGAUGGAAGGACACUGAUAGGAGUUCUGGACUUGGUUGGGAAAAACUUCAAAACCGUCAUAAACUCUCGACUAUACCGACCACGUGACAUAGAGAUUGAUCCUUGGGAGAAUCGUAUCUACUGGGCCGACUGGGGCGCAACUGAAAGCAUAAAUAGGGCAUACUACGACGGUAGCGAAAGAGAGGAAAUAGUGACGUCAUACCUGUAUUUCCCGUUCGGUUUAGCCAUUGAUGUUCCGGGUCGCAAAAUUAUGUGGGCAGAAGGGUGGUAUGAAGAAAUUGAGGCAUCGAACCUGGAUGGAUCAAACAGAGAUACUAUAUACAUUAAACGGAGUUCCUUUUUCCACGGCUUAGCUAUAUCCGAUAGUAACCUUUACUUCACUGAUACAUGGACAAGGUCCCUACACAAAAUACCGAUAGCUGGCGCUGCAGACAGAGCCGAUGAAGAGCUCAUUCCCGGAGUUUUGGGUUCUGCUAUUGACCUGCAUGUGGUCCAACGUGCCAAAGAAUAUAAACCCAAGGCAGUGUGUGGUAACCAUCCGUGCAGUCAUAUUUGUCUAAUCAACAAGGACAAUGGUACACAGUGCGCAUGUCCAGACGGCGCAACGCUCAAAGAUGAUGGGAUAAAUUGUGAUAACGUUGCGUCGUGCCCCAAAAGCCCUAUCAAAAACGGUCUGUGGAGUCCCGCCUGUGUGUACCGCGCCGGGUUGGUGUGUGACUUUCUAUGUGACACCGGCUACCGGANUAUGAUUGUAUUCAGCGAGAGUGUCCGUGGAAUAAGUGCGCAGUAG
Lingula anatina is the source of this 3395-nucleotide messenger RNA. RefSeq names its product low-density lipoprotein receptor-related protein 2-like. Gene Ontology annotation, cellular component: plasma membrane. Gene Ontology annotation, biological process: canonical Wnt signaling pathway. The record is from RefSeq and is a predicted model, not a curated record. Gene Ontology annotation, molecular function: Wnt-protein binding; Wnt receptor activity. NCBI's taxonomy places the organism in Eukaryota, Metazoa, Brachiopoda, Lingulata, Lingulida, Lingulidae.